AUUAAGAGAAAGAGGAGAGGGCAGAGGAGGGGAGGAAACUGCCUCCGGCCGCCCCGCCGGGGAAAAUCCCCACCGCUGUCGUGUCCCGGAGUGGGCAGGGAGCACGGCCCGGCCGUCUCGGAGGGGACUCACCGGGGCGGGAGGCGGCUCGGCUCCCCGGCUCCCCUCUUCCCCUCUUCCCCCUUCCUUGCCUUCUCCCCCCCCUUUUUCCCUCUCCCCUCACCCUUUUUAUUUUUUUUUAAAUGCAAACGCCGGGCGCGGAUUGUUGCACAUAGCCAAGCAGGAGCAAUCUCUGGUAGCGCACAAGGGAGCUGGUGGGGACUGUCCUGGGCGCAGGCAGGUGGAGGAUGAAUGGUGAAGCCGAGUGCCCUACAGACUUGGAAAUGACAGCUCCCAAAAACCAAGACCGCUGGUCUCAGGAGGACAUGCUGACUCUGCUGGAGUGCAUGAAGAAUAACCUGCCCUCCAACGAUGGGAGCAAGUUCAAAACCACCGAGUCCCACUUGGACUGGGAGAAAGUGGCUUUCAAGGACUUCUCGGGGGAGAUGUGCAAGAUGAAGUGGAUGGAGAUUUCUAAUGAGGUGAGGAAGUUUCGGACCCUCACAGAGCUCAUUAUGGAUGCUGAAGAGCAUGUGAAAAAUCCUUACAAGGGCAAAAAGCUCAAGAAACACCCCGACUUCCCCAAGAAGCCCUUGACUCCCUAUUUCCGCUUCUUCAUGGAGAAGCGGGCCAAAUAUGCCAAGCUACACCCUGAAAUGAGCAACCUGGAUCUCACCAAGAUCCUGUCCAAGAAAUAUAAGGAGCUUCCCGAGAAGAAAAAGAUGAAAUACAUCCAGGACUUCCAGCGAGAGAAGCAGGAGUUUGAGAGGAACCUGGCGAGGUUCAGGGAAGAUCACCCGGAUCUCAUCCAGAACGCCAAGAAAUCUGACGUCCCCGAAAAGCCCAAGACCCCCCAGCAGCUGUGGUACAACCACGAGAAGAAGAUCUACUUGAAAGUGCGUCCAGAUGUGAGUACGGCCACCACGAAGGAGGUGAAAGAGUCGCUGGGCAAGCAGUGGUCUCAACUCUCGGAUAAAAAGAGGCUGAAAUGGAUUCAUAAGGCCCUGGAACAGCGGAAGGAGUACGAGGAGAUCAUGCGUGACUACAUCCAGAAGCACCCUGAGCUGAACAUCAGCGAGGAGGGCAUCACCCGCUCCACCCUCACCAAGGCUGAGCGCCAGCUCAAGGACAAGUUUGAUGGACGACCCACAAAGCCACCUCCGAAUAGCUACUCCCUGUACUGUGCAGAGCUGAUGGCCAACAUGAAAGAUGUGCCCAGCACCGAGCGAAUGGUGCUGUGCAGCCAGCAGUGGAAGCUGCUCUCCCAGAAGGAAAAGGAUGCAUACCACAAAAAGUGUGACCAAAAAAAGAAAGACUACGAGAUUGAGCUCCUCCGCUUCCUGGAGAGCCUGCCUGAGGAGGAGCAGCAGCGGGUGCUGGGUGAGGAGAAGAUGCUGGGAAGCAACAGGAAAGGGGCAACAAGUCCUGCAUCCAAAAAGUCCUCACCAGAGACCGGCAAGGCCAGCUCAGAGAAGCCCAAACGGCCCAUCUCUGCCAUGUUCAUCUUCUCGGAAGAGAAGCGGAAGCAGCUGCAGGAGGAGCGGCCAGAGCUGUCGGAGAGUGAGCUGACCCGGCUUCUGGCCCGCAUGUGGAAUGACCUCUCAGAAAAGAAGAAGGCCAAGUACAAAGCACGAGAGGCAGCAAUGAAGGCGCAGUCGGAGAAGAAACAUGGCUCAGAUAAAGAGGAGCGUGGGAAGCUGCCUGAGUCUCCCAAGACAGCUGAGGAGAUCUGGCAACAGAGUGUCAUUGGAGACUACCUGGCUCGUUUUAAGAAUGACCGGGGGAAGGCACUGAAGGCCAUGGAGGCCACUUGGAACAACAUGGAGAAGAAGGAGAAGCUGAUGUGGAUCAAGAAAGCAGCAGAGGAUCAGAAACGAUAUGAGAGGGAGCUGAGUGAGAUGCGGGCCCCUCCAUGCUCCACCAACUCCUCAAAGAAAAUGAAGUUCCAGGGGGAGCCGAAGAAACCCCCCAUGAAUGGUUACCAGAAGUUCUCCCAGGAGCUGCUGUCAAAUGGGGAGCUGAACCACCUCCCGCUGAAGGAGCGGAUGGUGGAGAUUGGCAGCCGCUGGCAGCGCAUCUCCCAGGGCCAGAAGGACCACUACAAAAAGCUGGCGGAGGAGCAACAGAAACAGUACAAGGUGCACCUUGAAAUCUGGCUCAAGAGCCUCUCACCCCAGGAGCGAGCUGCCUACAAGGAACACACUACCAACAAACGCAAGAGCAUAGGGAAGAUCCGGGGCCCCAACCCCAAGAUGAAGCCAACGAUGCAGUCCAAGUCGGAGUCAGAGGAUGAUGAUGAGGAGGAAGAGGAGGAGGAGGAUGAUGAUGAAGAUGAGGACGAUGAUGAUGACAAUGGUGACUCAUCAGAGGAAGGCGGCGACUCCUCGGAGUCCAGCAGUGAGGAGGAGAGUGAGGAUGGGGACGAGAACGAUGAGGAUGAUGAGGAUGAGGAUGAUGAUGAUGAGGAUGACAACGACUCUGAGGGCAGCAGCAGUUCCUCCUCCUCUUCAGGGGACUCCUCUGACUCCGACUCCAACUGAUCCAACCAAGCUUGUAGUAACGUCGUUUGGUUUUUUCAGUUUUGGUCACAAAUUCCUGCCCUCCAGCUCCCCAAAAGUCCUUCCUCCUGCCCCCUUCCCCCUCUGUGUCCCUGUGGGAACCCCUCAGCCUGGGGAGCAGGGGUUGGAGAGACCCCUCCACCAAGCUCACACUAUGGAGAGGAGAAACUGGGGCCUGCUACUGUCUGGGCUGGGGGGAGAGGAGGGAGUGAGCCCCCCCCAUCCCUCCCAGCUCCUUUCCCUCUCCCCUUACUGAGGGAGGAGAAGAGAUUUUUUUUGUUUGCUAAGAUGUUAUUUUGGGAGGGUCGCCCCAUCCUCAACCCCUUCACAUCCUCACUACCAGCUCUGGACUUUUUUUUUUUUUUUUAAUUAAGAAAAACAUAAAUAGAAAAAAAAACCCAACCCCCCCAAACCUACCCUGCACCCCCUGUCCUGCCCCACAGACACAGAGCAUGAGCUGAGUUGCUCAGGACUCAGCCAUUGGGACAAUGUCUCUCUGCUCCCCCCAUCCCCUCUCUGCGCACCCCUCCUCCGUGCAACUCCCUGGCAUUCUGGGGGUGCCUCCCACCACCCCUUGUACAGAAGUUCACCGGGAUCUCCGCGCCCACAGCACUUGGGAGUGCCAACCACGCACCAUGACUGCCCGGUGUGAUGCUGGGGGUGGGGGGGAAUGGGGGGAUGUAUGAGCGUGAAUGCGGGGUUGGGAGGGCACCUGACUGCUGUGCAUGACCAAGGGGAGGCAGAGGGCUGCAGGCCCCUCGCUGUUGUCGGUGGUUGUUGUGCUGUUGUAUUUUAUUCUCUUUUUUUUCCUUUUUAUAAAAUGAAAAUUUUUUUUUUUCUUUGCCCCUUCCCCCCCUCCCCCGCCAUCUCUGGUGAAACUGCUCCUCUCCCUUCGCCUCAAAUCCCCAGUGUGACCAGCACUCCUCUCAUCCCAGUUACCCCCAGUUUGCCCCCCCCCAGGGGGUGCUUUUGCACCCCACUGGCCAUGCUGUAAAUAUUGGUGUGUUUUGGGUUUAAUUUUGGAGAGUCUCUGGGGGGAAGAUGGGGCCAUGGAGACCAAGGUGGAUGCAUGGGGGAAGAGGGGGGCUGGCAGUGCCUGUCUGGGGACACUCCCUCCCCACCUUUUGUUUUUUUUCUAAGCAGACAUGAGCACCAGCAAUCCCAUGGCACCUCCCUGCAGGUUUCCUAUGUCCGUCCAUAUAUGUGUGUGUGUGUGUGCGCGCGUGUCCCCAAACAUCUGGUGCACUUGGGGACCUCCUCCAGCUCCCCACUCUAGGGGGAGAGGAAUAAAGUUUGUCCCUUCUUGUCCCCCCACAUCCUGACCCUGGAGAGGAGCUGGGCUGGGGGACAGGAUUUGAGGGGCCCCAAGGAGGGGGAAGGGGCACCUGCUCCUCCUCUCCAGACUGGGGAGAGGAGUCUGGGGGGCUUUUACUCUCAAGGGCUUUAAUUUAGCCAUUUUUCUCUUCACACAAAUUUCAGCUCAGCAGGUAUCCUGGGGAGAGCAGAGCUGAGAGGGGCAAGUUGCAGGGUCGUUUCUGGCUGCAGGGGGAUGGGGAGGAGGUCCCAACCCUCCCCUGGGAGAGGAGUGAGGUGAACCCAAGUGCCCCUGCACAGACAAUUCCCCCUGGGCCCCCCCAGGGACUGGAGCCCCCCAAGAGAACCCGGCCAGUUCUGUGUGUGUGUGUGGUGUCCAUGUCCAUAUCUGUCUGUCUGUCCCUCUGUCAUUCCCCUCUCCUGACCUCCAUUUGGGAUUAUCCUUUCAUUUUCUUCCCAAUUUUUUAUUCCCCCCAUCCCCCAAGGAGAAACCCCUCCUUUUUUUUCUGCUGAAUGUACCCAGCACCGUCAUGUUUUAGUGGAUGUGGUUUUAGUAACAAAAAAAAAAAAAAAGGAAAAAAAAAACCCCCAACACGACACCCCCAGCUUUUUUUUUUUCUGUUAAAAAAAAACAAACAAAAAAAAACCAAAAAAAAAGAAAUUCUUACAGCGCCAACAAUGGGGGGGGAAAGGCGUUUGCGCUGCAAGAGAAUUGAACCUGAGUGCAUUUUGGCACUGCCACAAAAAAAAACCCAAACCCAGGCUCCUUUAGAUGGAAGUUUCUUGUGAAUUAUGUUAAAAAAAAAAAAAAGAGAAAAACAAGAAAAAAAAGAUCUUUUUUUUUUUCUAAUAUUUAAAGAGUGUUUUUUGUAGGUUAAAACAAAAAAUUUAAAAAAUGCCCAGUUGGAAUUUGUACAGCUGAGGAGGACACGGGGCUCCUGCUGCGGGCUCCCAGGCUGCUGUGCUGCAGUUUAGGUUUCCUUUUUUUCGUUGUUGUUUGGGGUUUUUUUUGUUGGUUUGGUUUUUGGGUUGUUUGGGGGGGGUUUAGGUUUUUUUUCUGGGUUUUUUUUUUUUCGGGUUUUCUGUUUUUUCGUUGUUUUGAGUUGGUUUUUCUUUUGUACAAUAAAGUGAAAAAUGAUG
Messenger RNA from Colius striatus (speckled mousebird), 5111 nucleotides. RefSeq names its product nucleolar transcription factor 1-like. The coding region runs from base 348 to 2639 and encodes 763 amino acids. The transcript has 21 exons. NCBI's taxonomy places the organism in Eukaryota, Metazoa, Chordata, Aves, Coliiformes, Coliidae. The record is from RefSeq and is a predicted model, not a curated record.